Molecule: messenger RNA, 2013 nt
Organism: Brachypodium distachyon (stiff brome)
Lineage: Eukaryota; Viridiplantae; Streptophyta; Magnoliopsida; Poales; Poaceae
Product: probable E3 ubiquitin-protein ligase XBOS35
Exons: 11
Coding region: 360-1817 (485 amino acids)
Biological process (GO): protein targeting to chloroplast
Cellular component (GO): chloroplast outer membrane
Molecular function (GO): chloroplast targeting sequence receptor activity; protein binding
Source: RefSeq, a predicted model, not a curated record
AUUUCCGUUCCAUGUGUACACCCACGUUCUCCUUCCUUCCUCCUCGUGCUCUCCACUGCAUGCCCCUCCCAUCCUUGUCCUGUCUCCCACCAUCCUUGUUCUUCCCACCCCGAGGCCCGUCCCUGCACUAGGCGCCGGUCGCGAGUGCCGUCCCUGACAGACAGGGACAGCUAGAACGCGCCAAGCCAUUUUGCGGAUUCUGAUCCCGUAGUGGCCGGCUUCCAUCUGCUUCAUUCGCCCCCUGUCCUCCCUGAGCUGUGUUUCUUGAUGAGUUGGUGGCGGCAAGGGGGAGGAGGAGGAGCUUCUUCCCGGGUGCCGGCCGCCUGAAGAUCCCAUUUCGGGAGGGAGGUACAAGCACCAUGGGGAUUUUAGGUAUGAUGGGCGACUCGUUCGGUUGCUCCGCUACCGGCGAGCGUCUAGUCUCCGCCGCAAGGGAUGGAGACAUCCAGGAGGCUAGGGCCCUAUUGGAGCUUAACCCCCGGCUUGCACGGUACUCGACAUUUGGGAUCCGUAACUCGCCCCUUCAUUACUCGGCGGCGAAGGGCCACCAUGAGAUUGUUUCCCUUCUAAUCGAAUCCGGUGUCGAUAUCAACCUUAGGAACUGCAGAGGACAGACUGCUCUGAUGCAAGCUUGUCUAUAUGGUCACUGGAAAGUUGUACAGAUUCUAGUUCUUUUUAAAGCUAAUAUUCACAAAAAAGAUUGUUUUAGUGGCGCGUCAGCAAUUCAUUUUGCCGCCCUAAAAGGUCAUACUCGGUGCAUCCGGCUUCUUGUGGCUGAUUACGUGCCUAGCAUGCCAAAUUUUUGGAACAUUAUGCACGGAUUGUCCACGGAGGAAAGAAAUAAGGAAGCCUAUGAUGCAGGCACUCUCCGGAGACUACUCAAUGGGAAGUCAGAUGGAGGUGUCACCCCACUUCACUUGGCAGCUCUUCAUGGGCAUGCUGAGAGCUUGCAGCUGCUGUUAGAUCUUGGAGCCUCUGUCUCUGAGGUCACUGUCAACGAUGGUUCAACUAUUGAUCUCAUAGGUUCAGGAAGCACACCUCUUCACUAUGCAGCUUGUGGUGGAAGCGCUGUGUGCUGCCAACUUCUCAUUGCGGCAGGAGCAAACAUGGCAGCUGAAAAUGCUAACGGGUUGACUCCUUUGAUGGUGGCUCGUUCAUGGCACAAAACCAGCAUUGAAAGCAUUCUAAGCAAACAGCCAGAAGGGAGAUUACGCAUUCUUCCUUCACCAUAUCUGUCUCUCCCACUGAUGAGCAUCGUCAAAAUUGCUCGGGAAUGUGGAUGGAGAAAAACCUCUGUCUCAUCUACUUGUCAUGAUCCAUGUGUAAUAUGUUUGGAGAUGGAAUGUACGGUAGCUGCAGAAGGUUGUGGCCAUGAGUUCUGCACCAAAUGUGCAUUGUAUUUGUGUUCCACCACUAGCAGCUCGACAUCUAUCCGUGGCGUGCCUGGCUCCAUAUCAUGCCCUUUGUGUAGGCAGGCAAUCGUGUCAUUCAUGAAGCUCACAAGCACUACUCCAAUAAAGGAGCUCCCAUGGACAAGCUCAUCAUUAGCUCUAUGUGCGGCAGGUGCAAGCACCACUGGCUCCAAGUGUCCCAGCUCUUUGCACCGCCGGUCUGACAUGAAUCGUCUACGCUCCUCGUCGGUUCACCUCGGAUGCUCCUCUUUUAGAUCCAUCGGCUCUGGGAAAUUGUCAUCCAUCAAGUUAAAUUGCGGAGGGCUUGACGAGACGAUGCCCUGCCUCGUCAGCUGUCUCAGGCCGGAUGCUCGGCGAUCAUCUUCAUAUAGAGAAAGAAUCAGUAGAUAUUCAGAGUUUUCAUAGUACUCCUUUUCGUUGGUGUUGUGUGGCUUGUGCCUCCCUUUUGUUUGGUCAGUUUGGGGGAGGUUUGGCAGUUUCAAACUUGUGCAGUGUCGUUCAUGUUUUAUCUUUGUUUCCUUAUACCUGUAGCUUGAUUUCCUGCUUGUCUUAUAACAUGGCAUGUCGUGUGAUCAUGAUGGUUGAGAUCUGUUUCUGUAUA